Helianthus annuus (common sunflower) is the source of this 2089-nucleotide messenger RNA. RefSeq names its product serine/threonine-protein kinase GRIK2. Gene Ontology annotation, biological process: intracellular signal transduction; protein phosphorylation. Gene Ontology annotation, molecular function: protein serine/threonine kinase activity; ATP binding. Lineage: Eukaryota; Viridiplantae; Streptophyta; Magnoliopsida; Asterales; Asteraceae. Gene Ontology annotation, cellular component: cytoplasm. Bases 593 to 1858 code for a protein of 421 amino acids. The transcript has 13 exons. The record is from RefSeq and is a predicted model, not a curated record.
CGUCUAUAAUUAUGUGCUGAAACUAUCCCUCACGCACCUCAACGCGCGGCUCUUCACCGCCAGAUUGACCGGAAAACUUGCUCCGCUGGUUCUACACUUCUACUUUCUCAUCAAUCGAUCAAUUUCAGCCCUAAUUUUGCUUACGUUAUCAUUCGUCAUCGUAUUAUUAUUAUUCUGAUUGAUAAUGAUGAUGAUUUGUAGUUGUAUGAAACUCGUAUGUGCAAUUUGAUUAAUAAUAGUGAUAAUAUUGAUCGGAAAAUCUCCAACCGCUGGUUCUACUUCCUCAUCAAUCGAUCAAUUUCAUUUCUAGUUUUGCUGACGUCAUCCUAGGGUAUUGGUGGAAAACUAGAAGAGUUGUUGUUGAGAGAUGAUAUUGGCGUUGAAUCGCGAUGGAAUUAAUUUGAUCAACUGCAUAUUUCAUUUUUCUGAAUGGCAUCCUUUGGAAUUCAGCCAGAAAACUAAUUAGUUAGGGCUUGAUUGCCUUCUCAAUCUCCGCAGGAGGUUCAGUUCUAACUAAUCCGGUCAAUUGUUCGCUAGAUUAUUAAAAAGUCGUUAUACUAUUAGUUAAGGUCGAGUAUCCAAUCCAAUACUCAUGUUUAUUAGGGGAUACUCUCUUGCAAGUGUGGCAGAAAUGGGAUGUUGCGGUUGUUUCGGGUUUUCAUCUGCGAAAAAGCAAAGGAAUCCUAGACCUAAUUCCCGCAUCGGGAAUCACAUUUCACAGGAGUUGUUGCUUAACGAUGAAGUAGAAGAGGAAGAAGACGAAGAAGAAGAUAAUUGCUCAUACGGAGAUGACAUGUCUGAAUCUGAAAAGGGAGAUCAUGAAGAAUUCCGGAACCCGUCAAAACGUUCCGAAGAUAUUCUUUUGUACCGAACGCAAAACGGGUUGAUUUGUAGGGAGUUUCCUGUUAAGGAAACACACAAAGUUGUCCGCUCAGAGGAUGAGAAUGGGAACAAGACGGUGAAUGAGUAUGUUCGCGAGUGCAAAAUUGGCUCUGGUAGUUAUGGAAAAGUGGUUCUUUACAGAAGCCGAGUGGAUGGGAAGCAUUAUGCAAUUAAGGCGUUUCACAAGUCUCAUUUGUUAAAGCUACGAGUUGCUCCAUCUGAAACUGCAAUGACUGAUGUUCUUCGCGAGGUCUUAAUUAUGAAAAUGUUAAAUCAUCCGAAUAUUGUUAAUCUUAUUGAGGUUAUCGAUGACCCAAACACAGAUCAUUUCUACAUGGUUCUAGAAUAUGUUGAAGGAAAAUGGGUCUUUGAAGGUGCUGGACCGCCAGGUGGCUUGGGUCAAAACGUUUCACGGAGAUAUUUGCGGGAUAUAGUUUCUGGGUUGAUGUAUCUCCAUUCUCAUAAUGUUGUGCAUGGUGAUAUAAAACCUGAUAAUCUUCUCGUUACUGCCGCUGGCACAGUAAAGAUCGGUGAUUUUAGUGUGAGCCAGGUUUUUGAGGAUGAAAAUGACGAACUUCGUCGCUCCCCUGGGACUCCUGUAUUCACUGCUCCCGAAUGUUGUCUAGGUCUAACUUAUCAUGGCAAAGCCGCUGACACGUGGGCUGUUGGAGUUACCUUGUACUGCAUGAUACUGGGACGAUAUCCUUUUCUUGGGGACACGCUACAAGAUACAUAUGAUAAGAUCGUUAAUGAUCGUAUAUGGCUCCCUAAGGGCAUGAACCCCCAACUCAAGAACCUUCUCGAGGGUCUUCUAUGCAAAGACCCGACAGAAAGACUCACUCUAGAGAUGGUUGCAGUGCAUCCGUGGGUUGUGGGUGAUGAGGGCCCGAUACCUUAUUUUUUAUGUUGGUGCAAACGUAAUAAGUUACCGAGGGAUCAAAUAUCUGAUGGGAGUAUAUCAGAGUCCUCUCAUUAAUAUCGACGAAAAACCUUUUUGUAUUGUGUUAAGGUUUAUUUUGUAUAGUAAGAGUUUGUUUGGGAAUGUGGUGAAGAGUUUGUAUCGUGUUGAUUUUGGAACCAUAUAGGCUAAAGAUGAUGUGCAGUUGAAAGCUUUUCUGUUGGGUAUCUUGUCGAAACCUGACUAGACGAAAUGUUUCGGCUCAAAUCUAAUGGCUUCAUGCUCCAUCGACUAUUGAUCAUUUCGUCA